CUUUGGACCAAUCAGCGAAGACACACAAAAAGCCAUCGAAACACACACUCAGAGAGAGAAGACAAAAAAUGCAUUACUGGGUUCGAGCUUCUUCUGCUUAUUUCGGUGGCACUCCUCCCCAACCUCGCAGUGGUCACACCGUAGUCAACAUCGGCAAAUCGAAGGUGCUCGUGUUCGGUGGACUUGUUGACAAGAAGUUUCUCAGCGAUGUCGUGGUCUACGAUGUUGAUAACAAACUUUGGCUUCAGCCACAGUGCACUGGAAGUGGGUCUGAGGACCAGGUAGGUCCAAGCCCACGGGCAUUUUACAUUGCUGUUGCAAUUGAUUGUCACAUGUUCAUCUUUGGUGGGCGUUAUGGUAGCAAAAGGUUGGGUGACUUUUGGGUUCUAGAUACAGAUAUAUGGCAGUGGUCUGAGCUCACCAGUUUUGGUGACUUACCUUCACCACGAGAUUUUGCUGCAGCUUCAGCCAUUGGGAACCGGAAAAUUGUUAUGUAUGGUGGCUGGGAUGGUAAAAGGUGGUUAUCAGAUGUGUAUGUCUUGGACACAAUAUCACUAGAAUGGAUGGAGCUGUCGGUAUCUGGAUCAUUACCAUCACCUAGAUGUGGCCACACGGCUACUAUGGUGGAGAAAAGGUUGCUUGUCUAUGGUGGCAGAGGAGGUGGUGGGCCAAUUCUGGGUGAUUUAUGGGGCUUGAAGGGUCUUAUUGAAGAAGUUUAAUAGUUACUUUUGUUU
Messenger RNA from Quercus lobata, 734 nucleotides. RefSeq names its product protein GLUTELIN PRECURSOR ACCUMULATION 3-like. The coding region runs from base 69 to 719 and encodes 216 amino acids. Gene Ontology annotation, molecular function: protein binding. Lineage: Eukaryota; Viridiplantae; Streptophyta; Magnoliopsida; Fagales; Fagaceae. The record is from RefSeq and is a predicted model, not a curated record. The transcript is spliced from 8 exons.